CACGCGCGGGGCAGGCUGAGGCGGCGAGGGGUGGUGGUGGAGGUGCUGCCGGCAGCCAUGAGCGCAUUCGGGGCUGCGGUGCCGCUGUCGGGCUCCUCGCCUGCGGUGGGGGUGCGGGCCGGCAGCAGCGACAGCCUGGAGAAGAUCGAUAUGUCCCUCGAUGAUAUAAUUAAACUGAACAAGAAAGAAGAGAGAAAACAGUAUUCCCCCAAACUGAAAAGAGGGCUUCAGCAGAAUCGAACUCGACAGUUCGGGACGCCAGGCUCCAAGUGGGGGAUCCAACAGCAGAAAGGUUAUAGUAAAAAUCGUUUGGGACGCAGAAAGAAGAUAGCAGGGAAGAAGCGUUCUUACGGAGUUAUAACUGGCUUGGCAGCCAAGAAGGCAGUGGGUUCACCCAAAGGAGUUAGUCCUCUGAACAGACAGCCACUUACUGAGAAGAAUGCACAGCGGAAUUACCCAGUUUUGAAAAAGAAAACAAACCUGCAGAGACAAUCUGAAAUGCAGAGAAAACGAGCUCCAGCCCUCCAGAGGUCUGCCUUGCUAGACAGAAGGAAUAACAUGCCAUCCGCUUUUGCCAGAAUUGGAAACAAACUAAAUCAGCAGAAAGACACUCGUCAAGCAACUUUCCUUUUUAGAAGGGGGCUGAAGGUGCAGGCCCAAGUGCAAUCAACAGAUGAUCUUGAUAAUCAGACAGUAAAGAGGGCUCGUCAAUGGCGAACUUCGACUACAAGUGGAGGGAUUCUGACUGUGUCUAUUGACAACCCAGGAGCAAUCAUAACCCCAAUUUCCCAGAAAUUACGAUUAACUCGUACUCCUGUGCCACCAUUUCUGAUGAAGAGGGACCAAUCUGAAGAGAAGAAAAUUCCCAAAGGGGUUCCUUUGCAGUUUGAUAUCAAUAGUGUUGGAAAACAGACAGGGAUGACGUUAAACGAACGUUUUGGGAUCCUGAAGGAACAAAGAACAGCACUGUCUCAGAACAAAGGAAGCCGGUUUGUAACAGUGGGCUAACCUGACAGAUGGACUUUGAGCCCUGAUCCCACCUACCUAAGAAACUGAAAUAAAAAGUGGGCAGAAGAACAUAGUAUAUGUUACUGAAAUUCUCCAGACUUCUUGCUAAGAUGGUGGCAGAGCUAUCUUAUCUGUAUUACUUUUACUUUGAAUGGUAAAAGACAUGGUACCCCGAGGGGGAGGAAAGUGAGGAAAUAGAUCCACUGGAGCGCUACCAUCAGAUGGUUGGAAAAGAUUUCGUUGCCCAACUGGUAACAAACACUGACUUUUGGUUCAUCUCGCAACCAAAACACAAACAUGAAUUUUAAAAGGUUUUUUUUUGUUGUUAUUUAGGAGAGAUCAGUAUCUUGUUCUUUGGCCCCUCUGUUAUGAUAAAGACUGUGUUUCAUUACAAACCCCAUUUUAGGGUUUUUUAGGGACUGCCUAUGAACUUUUUAUGGACUGCAGUUUGGCACAGAGCCUCAGUCCAUGAAUACUUUGGUAGUGAUGUAGCGGCAUUUUUCAUGGGAGCAUUGGUUGUACUUACUUGUGCUUUUGAAGUUCAUUUUUUUCUUCAAAACUAAAUGUCUUGCAUCCUCACUUUCACAAAUAAAGAUGUUAGCUGAGAUCCAAAACACAUAAUUGGGAUGGAGACUAUUCUCUUAUCCUAAAAAGUGGUCCAGAUCAUAUUGGAGGAGUACUGCACAGGCAAUAUGAGAGUAAAUUAAAUUGCAAAUAGCUGAAGUUCAUCAUUGUCCUCUGUAAAUUGAGUAUAUCUGUCUCUGUUUUUUUCUUUAAAAAAAAAUCUUUUUUUCUUCUUUUGCUUUCUGUUUCUUUUUGUAAGUUUUUUUCCCACAAAUUCAAUGCAAUAACUUCAUGUUUCAAUAAUUUCAUAGGAAUAAAUUCCAACAGUUGACAAGGUCAGUGGUAUGGUAGAGUUCCUCACCCUCCCAGACACAGGAUUCUCAUCUCUCAUACCUUGCCCCAGAGGGUUUUCUCUGGCUCUUACAAACAGCCAGGGACAAGCAGUCUAAUGGCACUUGUUUGUGUAUACCAAAGAGAGGCAAGAUAUGAAGCUGAUCAGAAGUGGUCAGUCGUCUUGAAAUUGGCUGAAACUGGGGAACGUCGCUGGAGGAAAGCCCCCGGUUUGCCAGCAUGAAGGCAUUAAGCAGGAGCAUGGAGUCACUUAUUUUAGGCUUAGCUUUAUGCAUCAGAAUCUGCAGGAUGGUUACAACUGGUGCAUCCUCAGUGUGAGUUUGUGAUCCCUAAAACUGAGGUACCUGUUCAGAAUGACUUCCAGACCAGGAACUGAUGAACUUAGCACUGUUCUAUAGCAAUGAGAUUUAGGUACAGUCAGGUAAAAGAAGGAUUGGCUUGCUGCAUCCAGAAAUGUGUAUGGUGUUCAAAGUGGGUUUAAUUCCUUUUGAUUGUCUUGAAUAUACAUUUGACUUCUUACAGAGUUGGUUUCCUUGUAUUUUUAUCUCAAAUUCCAAGUUAACUAGCAUAGACCAGGAACUUCAGUGCUGAAGAGCAUUUGAGAGUAGAAGGGCUUUUGUUCGUAUAGGGGUUUGAAAGUCAUCCUUGAUAUGCUAUAUAGUACUUAAACCCUUAUUUUUAAUGUUAAAAUAUACCUUAGCAGAAAUAAACUAAAUGUAAUGGUGUUAAGGUUUUUUUUUCUUAAUUACUAGUAGGAUUUUUCUUAUGAAAAAAUGCCCCACUGUUAGAAUUUGAGUAGAUAAGGUGUUGUUAGCCAUCCUGUUUCAAUGCAACAUUUUCCAGGCCAGGAUGCAACAAAAAAAUUCUUUUGCAUCAACAUAGAUGCAAAACAUUGAUGCAGUGCAUCAAAAAAUGCUAGUUUGUAUUUAAUGAGAAGAUGCUUUACACUGUACCUCUUGGUAUUUUUUGGAGAAGUUAUUACAUUUUAUCUAUUCUGAA
This is a messenger RNA of Cuculus canorus (common cuckoo), 2922 nucleotides long. RefSeq names its product forty-two-three domain containing 1 (gene FYTTD1). Gene Ontology annotation, biological process: mRNA export from nucleus. Gene Ontology annotation, molecular function: mRNA binding. The record is from RefSeq and is a predicted model, not a curated record. The transcript has 9 exons. The coding region runs from base 58 to 1008 and encodes 316 amino acids. Lineage: Eukaryota; Metazoa; Chordata; Aves; Cuculiformes; Cuculidae.